Molecule: messenger RNA, 2015 nt
Organism: Aplosporella prunicola CBS 121167
Lineage: Eukaryota; Fungi; Ascomycota; Dothideomycetes; Botryosphaeriales; Aplosporellaceae
Exons: 2
Coding region: 163-1689 (508 amino acids)
Biological process (GO): mRNA splicing, via spliceosome
Cellular component (GO): spliceosomal complex; nucleus
Molecular function (GO): zinc ion binding; RNA binding
Source: RefSeq, a predicted model, not a curated record
ACCAUCUCUCGCCCGCUUUCGCACCGCACCGCACCUCAGCUCAGCGCGCAACGCCCAAUCCGCCGCGGGCUUGCAGCUCCCCGACAACCAAUUCCUCCACCCCAGUCUUAGUGAGCAGCCUACCGGAAACUCACCUUGCGCGCAGCCGUUCGGUCGCUCAUUAUGAUCCUCGAAGACCAGAGGUUCCUCCAUGAGGACCUCGAGCGCCUCGAGCAGGCUAUUGCUGAGCGCUCGCUCGAGGACCCUAAGAACAUCCGCGAGCGCCUGGCCCGCGACCACACGGUAUCGAACUUCCUGACGCGGAUCCAGACGCAGUCAGAGCGGCUGCUGGACAUCUACGCGGACAAGAAUGGCAGCCGGGCGCGCGAGAUCCAGGACAUCGGCACGGGCGACCCCUUCGAGCACUUCUACAAGGAAUACAACACGGUCAAGGACUUCCACAAGCGCUACCCGAACGAGGGCGUCGAGAACCUCGAGCGCGCAUACAAGCGCCGCGCCGUCGGCGAGACGGACCCGUUUGCGCCCGACAUCGAUGGCAUGUUUACGGGUGAGGAGGGCUACGGCCGCUUCUUCGACUUGACGAUCCUGCACGAGGAGUACAUGAACCUGCCUGGCGUCAAGGGUACCCGCCGCAUCAGCUACCUCUCCUACCUGGACGUGUUCGACGUGUUUGUGCCGCCCAAGUGCCCGAUCAAGCGCUCCGACAAGAUGACCGAGGCGUACUUCUCGUACCUCAACAACCUGGUCGAAUACCUAGAGAGCUUCAUGCGGCGGACACGGCCGCUGACGGACCUGGAGAAGCUCUUUGAGCAGUUCGGCAAGGAGUACGACGAGGCGUGGAAGAGCAACAAGGUCGAGGGAUGGGAGGAGGAGGCGCGCGAGGAGGGAGCGUCGGCGUCGACGGCAGAGGGCAACGGCACCGGCAUCUGGUGCCCGGACUGCAAGCGCGAGUUCGCGUCGCAGGCCGUGUACAACAGCCACCUGCCGGGCAAGAAGCACAAGCGCGCAGCAGCGGAGCGGGCAGCCUCGGGCGAAGCAGCAACGGAGCGACCGGCCAACGGCGGCGCGGCCGCGUCGACGCAUCGCCUCAAGGAGCGCGCGAUUGCGGACCGCGAGUUCCGCGUCGCGCGGCUGGCAGGCGCCAUGAAGAGCGAGCGGGACGAUACGCGCGUUAACGUCGAGCGCAAGCAGGGCAUGACGGAGCGGGAACGCCAACAGGAACUGGACGCAUUGUACGCGGAAGGAGAAGAGCCGAGCGCAGUGGGCGGGGGCGACGCCAACGCCGACGACGACGAUGAAGCCGAAGACAAGAUCUACAACCCGCUGAAGCUGCCGCUGGCCUGGGACGGCAAGCCCAUCCCCUACUGGCUGUACAAGCUGCACGGGCUGGGCGUCGAGUUCCCGUGCCAGAUCUGCGGCAACUUUGUCUACAUGGGCCGCCGCGCCUUCGACAAGCACUUCAACGAGGCGCGCCAUAUUUACGGCCUCAAGUGUCUGGGCAUCACCAACACGACGCUGUUCCGGGAGAUUACGCAGAUUGAGGAGGCGCAGCGCCUGUGGGCCAAGAUUGUGGCGGAUAAGAAGGCCGAGCGCGUCGCUAAUGAUAAUGUCGUCCAGAUGGAGGAUGGUGAGGGGAAUGUCAUGCCUGAGAAGGUGUAUUAUGAUUUGCAGAAGCAGGGCCUGUUGUAGGGUGUGGUGGUGGGGGAGAGAGGGUUUAGGGCGAUGGUGCUGCUGCUUCUGGGUGCUUUCUGCUGCUGAUGCGAGGCCGGUUUGGAUAGCGUCUUCUCGUGCCAGCCUGUCAGCGGCGAGGACGUACGUACGUACCAUACCGCACCGCACUGUACGCACGCAGCAUCCUGACCACACUUCACGAUAGCGAUAGCGGGAUAGGAUAGGAUAGGUUGAGAUGAGUUGAGAUGAGUUGUAGUGAGCUGUAGUGCUUGGCCAUACACAGUACCCAGGUAGUCACAGCCAUAGUCACAGUCACAGCCACAAUGAACAUACGUGCACGACUG